Messenger RNA from Daucus carota subsp. sativus, 2358 nucleotides. Its product is annotated as amino acid transporter AVT1C-like. The record is from RefSeq and is a predicted model, not a curated record. Gene Ontology annotation, molecular function: amino acid transmembrane transporter activity. The transcript has 13 exons. Gene Ontology annotation, cellular component: membrane. Lineage: Eukaryota; Viridiplantae; Streptophyta; Magnoliopsida; Apiales; Apiaceae. Gene Ontology annotation, biological process: amino acid transmembrane transport. The coding region runs from base 425 to 2080 and encodes 551 amino acids.
UGGUUCAUGGUUAUAUGUCACACAAGUUAUGAUAAUUGUAUGAUUUAUCUUUUAAUUGCUGUGAUGUGUCUCAACACUUUUGAUUUGUGCCUUUUUUUGGAUCUGACCCAUGACCUUUUUAGCCAGCUUUCUUGUUUUAGUUUGGUCCAUAUGUAUGAUUUUUUCAUAUAAAACAGAAUUGAAAAAGCUCAAAUUGAUGUGUUUGUGUGCUGUGUAGCUUGUGAGCAUGGAUAAAUUCUGCAUACUUGUGGUCUUGCCAUUUUUGCAUGCAAGUAUUUUAUGUAUCUGUAUUAUUGUGUACAUGUGAACUAUAGUUAUGCAGUGCUUGAUUUUCGAUAACUCCCAUCAGGUGAAAGUUGAGGUUCUAUAUAAACCAGCUCUAUUUUCUGAUUGAUUAAUAUCCCUGAAAGGGUGUUUUGAAAAGAUGAAGAAUUCAGUAUCAGAUUCAUAUUUGUCUAUUGAAAGUGAAGAGAAUGAUGAGAAUGUGUAUGAUAAAGGCGAGGAUUCAGAUGAUUCGGAUUCUUCAAACUAUUCCUACAACAACGAGCACAACAGCAGGCCCGCUUCUGUGUCCAGUGCAUGGCCUCAAAGUUACAGGCAAUCAAUUGAUAUGAGUGUUCCAUCUCCGAGCCUCAACUUUUUGGGGACACCUGUAUUGUCACGAUUAAGCAAUUCUUUCCUUUCAUCCUCUCUUACAAAAAGAAAAACUCCUGAAAUAAUACAGUCAACAGCUAAACCUCUGUUGCAAGAAGCAUCAGAUGAGCAACAGCCUCAACUUAGACGUAGUUCACAUUCUCUUCUUCCUCCUAUAACAGAAAGAAAACAUGCAAAGAAGGUAACUUCUGAUCAGAAAUAUUCCAAGGUCUCGCAUGAAAUUCCAGUUGCUCGGAAGAGUUCAUAUGGCCAGGCUGUACUAAAUGGCAUGAAUGUUUUAUGUGGAGUAGGACUCCUCUCUACUCCUUACGCAGUCAAGGAAGGUGGAUGGUCUAGUCUUUCAUUACUGUUUAUGUUUGGAAUUUUAUCUUUCUACACGGGGAUACUCUUACGUCACUGCUUAGACAGUCAACCUGGUCUAGAGACAUACCCCGACAUCGGUCAAGCUGCCUUUGGCACUACAGGCCGCAUUGUUAUCUCCAUCAUCUUGUACGUGGAGUUAUAUGCCAGUUGUGUUGAAUAUAUAAUCUUGGAGAGUGAUAAUUUGUCAUCUCUGUUUCCGAAUGCAAACCUAAGUUUGGCAGGUUUUGACUUAAAUUCACGAUAUCUGUUUGCAAUAAUAACUGCCCUUACGGUUCUUCCUACAGUUUGGCUCAAAGACCUGAGCAUUUUAAGUUACUUCUCAGCCGGUGGAGUCAUUGCAUCAAUAUUGGUGGUUGUUUGUCUAUUCUGGGUUGGAUUGGUGGAUGAUGUUGGUUUUCAUGGAAAAGGGACAACAUUAAACUUCGCUACUCUUCCUGUCGCCCUAGGUCUCUAUGGUUUUUGCUAUUCAGGACACGCAGUCUUUCCAAAUAUCUAUACUUCAAUGGAAAACCGGAGCCAGUUUCCCCUUGUCCUCUUUACUAGUUUUGCUUUGUGUACGGUGUUGUAUGCUGGAGUUGCAGUAUUCGGAUACUUAAUGUUUGGGGAAGAGACAGAGUCACAAUUUACCCUUAAUAUGCCUAACCAUUUGGUUGCCUCCAAAAUUGCUAUAUGGACAACGGUGGUCAAUCCAUUGACGAAAUAUGCAUUAAUUAUGUCUCCGGUGGCUAUGAGUCUGGAAGAGCUGAUACCAUCAGACAAUCUCCAAUUUCACAUCUACUCGAUUCUGAUAAGAACGGCAUUGGUGCUUUCGACUUUAUUUGUGGGUCUCAGUGUCCCCUUUUUCGGGCUGGUGAUGUCAUUGAUUGGAUCUUUAUUAACGAUGCUAGUGAGAGGUGUUUUUCAGACACUCAUACUCCCCUGUGCUUGCUUUUUGAGCAUAUUCAGAGCAAAAGUUACUCCCUUACAGGGCUUUCUGUGUCUGCUGAUUAUCACGGUAGGCACAGUAUCAUCAGUUUUUGGAAGCUACUCAGCGAUAUUCCAGAUUAUCCAGCAGUUUGUGUGAAUUCAAUUUUAUUGUUGGACAAGUUAUUGGCAGUUUCACAGUGCAUAUAAUCUCAAAUUCACCAAAAUUAAGAUAUUAUUUUACAGUGUUUGCUUUAUACAUCAUGUUGUAGUCAUUGGUAGGGACUGCCUGGGUCUUAUUUAGGAUUUUGGAAAGUAAAUAAAAAGGUUCCGGCUCCGGUAAUGGAUUGUUGCAGGCUUGCAGAUAAUUUGUUGUGAUUUGUGAACAAUGUUAAGGACCCAAAUAAAAAUUAUCAAAGGCGAAGCUUGUUUUUACAA